Molecule: messenger RNA, 861 nt
Organism: Salmo salar (Atlantic salmon)
Lineage: Eukaryota; Metazoa; Chordata; Actinopteri; Salmoniformes; Salmonidae
Product: complement C1q tumor necrosis factor-related protein 3
Molecular function (GO): protein binding
Source: RefSeq, a predicted model, not a curated record
CUUUACUUUGGUCACAUGUGCCCUGACCUCAUCCUUUAUAAACAAGUCCUUGGAACUACCCAACUCCACAGAUGCUUGCAGGUCCAGAUGAAGACAAUGAUGAAGAAGACGAUGCUUCCUCUCCAGCUGAUUGUGAUCGUUUGUCUGUCUUAUGGACAGGCAGAUGAUUCCACCAAUAAGCACUCCAUCUCUGAUUCCAGCUUUGGCCCUUUCUUUACCCUUUUCUCUGGCCUGUCUGCCGAGGUGGGGAACCUGAGGAGGGAGGUUGAGGACUUGAGAAAGUCACGCAACUCUGUGGGUGUGGCCUUCUCAGCUGCCCUGAGACCUCCUACCCAGGACAAUCAGGGCUACGGCAACACCGGGCCCUUCCAGGCAGACACCAACCUGGUCCACACUCACGUCAUCACCAACGUUGGUAACGCCUUCAGCCCCAGGACAGGAGCAUUCACAGCACCAGUAAAUGGAGUCUACUACUUCACUUUCACUUCCUAUGCCUGGAAAAAGGAGGACAACAUCGGGGUGGCCCUUUACAAGAACAAUGAGGAGGUAGCUCUGGUCUAUGAGUAUCAGGACAAGGGGGACAACGAAGACUUUGCGUCCAACGGGGCCACCCUGCAGCUGGCCAAAGGAGACACGGUUUCCCUGGUCCUACCGUCUGGUUUCCAGGUGACCAGUAACGCUUUCAGAAACCUCAGCACCUUCAGUGGCUUCCUGCUCUUCCAUGUUGAAGGAGGACAGUGAGAGACUGAGGGGUUCAGGGUUUAAGUUGGGAGGGUUCUUCACUUAACUUCCACACAUUAUAUUCUCUUUUGCUGUCAUUUACAUGUGUGUGAGGCAAUAAAAGCAAUAUUAAAGCAGCAA